Messenger RNA from Triticum dicoccoides, 1264 nucleotides. RefSeq names its product probable ribosome-binding factor A, chloroplastic. The record is from RefSeq and is a predicted model, not a curated record. Gene Ontology annotation, biological process: ribosome biogenesis; rRNA processing. Lineage: Eukaryota; Viridiplantae; Streptophyta; Magnoliopsida; Poales; Poaceae. The transcript has 4 exons. Gene Ontology annotation, molecular function: ribosomal small subunit binding. The coding region runs from base 83 to 721 and encodes 212 amino acids.
UCUCAACACUAUCCCCUUCCCACUCCCCCACAGCGACGGCCGACGGCCUCACCGCGGCGCAAAAUCCCCCACCACCGCGAGGAUGUUCCCGUGCCGGCCGCUGGUGUCCCCGCCGCUGCCGCGGGCCCUCGUCGCCGCGGCGCCCGUCUCCGUGCGGCGGCUGCCGUGGCCGUCGUCGUGGUCGCCGACGUCGCUGCGCGUGGUGCGGUGCAUGGCCAAGGAGCGGCGGGUGCGGAUGGUGGCGAAGCAGAUCCAGCGGGAGCUGGCGGACAUGCUGACCCGCGACCCCGUGAUGCAGCGCGCCGUCCUCCCCGAGGCCGCCCUCGGCGCCGACCGCUACCUCUCCUCCCUCACCACCAUCGCCGACGUAGAGCUCUCCAACGACCUGCAGGUGUGUAAGGUGUAUGUGUCCGUGUUUGGGGACGAGAGGGGGAAGAAGGUGGCCAUGGCCGGGCUCAAGGACAAGACCAAGUACGUCAGGAGCCAGAUUGGGAAGCGGAUGAAGCUGCGACUCACGCCCGAGAUACGGUUCAUCGAGGACGAGUCCAUGGAGCGCGGAAGCAGGAUUCUUACUAUACUGGACAAACUAAAGGAGGAAAGGGAGCAGAGAGAAGGUAAUGGUGAAGAAGAGGAUGGAGAAGCUUCAGAUAUGGCAGAAGAAGAAGAUGGUGACUGGGAGGGGGAUGAGCCAGAUGAGGAGGACAUAAUUUAUGUAAAAUAGCCCACCCCUUCUCAAAUCUCGGUCACCAUUCGAUCAACUUCAGAGCUCAUCAGUUCUUGUAGAGUUUAGUUCCACGUUCACCUCGUUGACAAAGCGCUCCAUGGUAUCUCACUGCUUGAAGAGCUUCGCAGAGACGUCUGCUGCCAAUUAGAAGAAUCAAGGCAAUAUCCAUUCUUUCAAGACUGACGAUAUCUAAAGCCAAUUUAUAGGACGCGCUAUCAUCAUACUAUGUUCACCGGAUCAGUAUCUGACCAUCAAUAGGAGACAGUUUCCACUGAUGUCCAUCCUUGUCUGUAUGCUAACUGGUCCCUGUUAUGUUAUGUCCACCUGCUGUGUGUCUGUUCAUCUUAAUGAACAUGGAGCUAGGCAGUUGCCUUUCAGUUUUCAGUUCUCUAUUUGGUCUUUUACAUGUUUGUUUCAAUUGUUUUCUGGUGCAAAGGCCAAAGGCAGAUAGGCAAUGUUGUCUGGUGGUUCCUUUUUGGUAGUGGUCCUGCAACUGUAAGAUGCAAAUGCCAAAGGCAGACAGGCAAUGUUAAACUACUU